UCUCUCUCUCUCCGACGCAAUCGUCUUUCUCCCUCAACGGUGGCUAUUCAUCCAAGCUUAACUCCACGAUUCACAUCCACGAGAGAAAAUCCAAUGAUGCAGAAGUCGAGUCACUGCGAGAGGAAUACCAUCAAAGGGUUGCAACACUUGAAAGGAAGGUGUAUGCUCUUACAAAGGAAAGGGACACGCUUCGGCGGGAGCAGAAUAAGAAAAGUGAUGCAGCUGCUCUUCUGAAGGAAAAGGAUGAAAUAAUAAAUCAAGUUAUGGCUGAAGCUUCAGGAUUAUGGCCUUCGUCUACUGAAAGGAAAUUGCUAUUUGAUCCUGUUAUAUCUUUUAUGGGACAAAUAAAUGAGGGAAGUAGUGUUGAUUCAUCACAGAAAGUUGAGUCUUCAGAGCAUCCGCCAAAGGUUGACAAAUCAUCAGGGGAAUCUGAAUCUCCACAAAAACUCUCUACUGUUGAGGCAAAGGAAGGGGUCAAAACAGAAACUUUACAACACUCUUCAACUGAACAGAUGGCUGAUAAGGAGGAAACUGAAGUUGUCAAGGAAGAAACAGAUGAUAAGCAUGAUGCGACGGUGGAGGAAACAGAGACUGUGGUAGCAGAGCCUGAAAAAUCUGAAUCUGAAUCUGAAAAAUAGAAAAUCUAUAUGUUGGGGGUUUUCUGGCUAGCUAAAAAUCUAUUAUAAUGGCAAAACCAGCAGGUGGCCCUAGUGAGAGAGAUCAGCAUGCAGGGAUGGAUGAGGACUAAUUUUCUGUGUAUGACAAUUGACUAUCUUUGCUUGUAUUGCUCUAUGUUAGAGAUCUUUUGUUCCAUUUUAGUAACAAUUUUGUUUAUGAGAAAAAGAAACAUAUUGCAGUUCAUGCUUUGUAAAUGCCAUCUUCUGUUAUGAUGGACACGUGGUAUGCUCUUGUUGGGUAGGUUUUGGAUUGAAACCAUGGUCGAGUGCUUGAGCCAUGUUUAGUGUGAAGCUUGAAUGGAUUUUCUUUUCUGUUGUAUUUGGCCCUUGUCUUUUCAAGCAUGCCAAAAAUCAUCCUAGUUUUGUAAUAUGUGGUUUGUGUCCAAUUAAUUUACUGUGGACCUUGCAUUUUUGUA
This is a messenger RNA of Prunus persica (peach), 1093 nucleotides long. Its product is annotated as golgin candidate 5-like. NCBI's taxonomy places the organism in Eukaryota, Viridiplantae, Streptophyta, Magnoliopsida, Rosales, Rosaceae. The record is from RefSeq and is a predicted model, not a curated record. The coding region runs from base 264 to 638 and encodes 124 amino acids. The transcript has 5 exons.